CCCACCCGCUCCCAGUCCAGCGUCCGCCGUCGGCGCGUCACGGCCAGCAGCCCCUCCUCUGCCUUUGGAGGUGGGGCCCUGCACUAGACACCUGCCUGCGGCGCCCUGCCGCGUGCCUCAGUUUACCCCACCCCCUCCAAUGCCAGCUGCCACCGAAUGCCCCUUCUUCCGGGGCUGAGAAUGUGCUCCGGGUGAGGCGAAGGCGGGAAGUGCCGAGGGAGCGGCCUGAGCCCCUAGGAAGAGAGAACUGCCCCCGCUGCCACCUCCGUCGUCUCAGCCACCCGCCGUUGACAUGGCAACUGGCGGCCGCCAGGGGGCGCGGCGACACUGGAGGCGGAGAGCGAGCAACGCUCAGGCCUAAACCCUGGAUCUUGUGUUAUCAGGGAGGCAGGGAUGAGACCCGAGAUCCGCCUUCUCCGAGCUGCUCCAGAGCUGGUCUGUCCUGGGUCAGUCAUCGCAAAAAUAGUUAACAUUGACGCAGCACUCCUGUGUGCUUUAGGAAUGCUGGGCGUUCCGGUUGAAUCCUGAACCAAUCCUGUGACCAAGGUUCACUAACCCAUUUUACAGAAGAAAUUGAAACGCAACUCAGAUCCGAGGUUGUCUGCUCAAGGUCGCACCGUGGCAAGGCUGGCUUUAGCUAUGAAGAGGUUUCUCAUGCUUCAUUUUUACAGAGCCUCCAGAUGCAAGCCAGCGAAGCCGUGUUUUCUACCUCCCCAGUCUGCCCCCUUCUUUCCAUCAGCUCCUCUCCCAAAGAUGGACCCUGAGUCCUGCUUCCCCCAGCCUGGCUUCUCCACCUGUCCCACUCCAACCCGUUCCAGAUCAUUCUGAAGUCUGCUAUGUCUCCUUCUACAGUCUUGAAAUUCUGAGUGUGAAACUGAGGAUCCUUCCAGCCUUUACCUCCUGGGCUGUGGUCCUGAAAGCUGCCUGAUGUUUACCAGUUUCCCAAGCCCGAUCCCUCCCCAGGGUCGGCUGCAGGGAGCCUUCCUGUUUGCGUUUGUUUGAUUGAGACCAGGGUCAUAGCCGCGGCGUGGUGGCGCACGCCUUUAAUCCCAGCACUCGAGAGGCAGAGGCAGGACGGAUCUCUGUGAGUUCAAGGCCAGCCUGGGCUACAGAGUGAGAUCCAGGAAAGGCGCAAAGCUACACAGAGAAACCCUGUCUCGAAAAACAAAACAAAAGAGACCAGGGUCACGUUAUACAGUCCUGGCUGGCCUGGUGCACUGCUUUCCAGUUUUAUCCCGCAUCGUCUAGGCUUGAAGCAUCUUGGAAAGAGGAAUGGUUUUGGUGACCCUGGUGUCCAGGGGUACCUGCUGAGACGGGUCCUGCCAAGGAGGCCUUUCAAGGCACUCCACAGGGCCAGCCGGGCUUCCCAAAAUCAAGCUGCAUGUCAGGGAUGCUCUGGAGCCACCUUCAUGGAUCCACUGCUUAUCUGAAGUAGGAAGCAGGGAGGGGAAGAAGGGACAAGGGGAGUCGUUUCAGUAAUUACAACUAUAGAACGAAGUGGCUGGCCCUCGACAGCCCUGUGUGGGCCUUGUCUCUGUUGUCGUCUUUUGCAGAGGGCAUUACUCUUACCUCCACUGUGCAAAAUGAGGACCUUGACGCGCAGAGGUGAGAUUGUUGGACCGUGGUCACACAGCUAGCCAGUGGCCACACUGGUUUUGAAACAGGGUUCUUCAAGUUCAAGGGCCUUGGGAGCCUUUCCAAUCUCCCUCGGUCCUUUUCUCUGAGACGGCCUUCAGCCCCCCUUAGCAUCCGCACUCAUCUGGAGCCUGACACCUUUGAAACCACACAGGAUGACCUGGUGACAGUCCCGAAGAGUCCUCCUGCCUAUGCUCGUUCCAGUGACAUGUACAGCCACAUGGGUACCAUGCCUCGCCCUAACAUCAAGAAGGCUCGGAAGCAACAGGCUGCCCAGAAGGCCCAAGAGGGCUGCUGGAGAACCGGAGGCUGCCGGGGACUAUGUGAAGUUCUCCAAGGAGAAGUACAUUCUCGACUCCUCACCGGAGAAACUGCACAAGGAGCUGGAAGAAGAGCUGAAACUCAACAGCACAGACCUCCGAAGCCAUGCCUGGUACCACGGACGCAUCCCUCGGGAGGUCUCUGAGACCCUGGUGCAGCGCAAUGGCGACUUCCUCAUCCGUGACUCACUCACCAGCCUCGGGGACUACGUGCUCACGUGUCGCUGGCACAACCAGGCCUUGCACUUCAAGAUUAACAAGGUGGUGGUGAAGGCGGGUGAGAGCUACACCCACAUCCAGUACCUGUUUGAGCAGGAGAGCUUCGACCAUGUGCCUGCCCUCGUGCGCUACCACGUGGGCAGCCGUAAGGCCGUGUCCGAGCAGAGUGGGGCCAUCAUCUACUGCCCGGUCAACCGCACCUUCCCCCUUCGCUACCUCGAGGCCAGCUAUGGCUUGAGCCAGGCCGGCAGCAAGGCCGCCAGCCCUGUCAGCCCCUCGGGCUCCAAGGGCAGCCACAUGAAGAGACGAAGCGUCACCAUGACGGAUGGGCUGACCUCUGACAAGGUCACCCGCAGCGAUGGCUGCCCCAACAGCACCUCACUACCCCAUCCUCGGGACUCCAUCAGAAACUGUGCCCUCAGCAUGGAUCAGAUCCCAGAUCUACACUCACCCCUGUCUCCUAUCUCCGAGAGUCCUGGCUCCCCUGCCUACAGCACUGUAACCCGUGUCCAAGCUGCCCCCGCCACCCCCUCUACCACAGCACAGUCUGCCUCGCCAGUUGCCCGCCGCUCCAGUGAACCUCAGCUAUCUCACGGGAAUGCUCCAAAGCCUCCAGGGGAGUCAGACAGGGGCCCCCAUGCAAGCCCUUCUCACACCCUCGGCAAAGCCUCGCCGUCACCCUCACUCAGCAGCUACAGUGACCCGGACUCUGGUCAUUACUGUCAGCUCCAGCCUCCCGCCCGUGGCAGCCGAGAGUGGGCAGCAGGAGAGGCCCCCCGGAAGACCAGGAGCUCUGCAGAGAGGCAAAAGGAACUGUUGGAAAACGGGGUCUCUGAUGGGGAGUGGGGCAAGACCUUCACGGUCCCUGUAGUGGAAGCCACCUCUUCUUUCAACCUGGCUACCUUCCAGUCACAGCUGAUCCCCAAGGAGAACCGGCCUCUGGAGGUGGGGCUUCUGCGCAAGGUCAAGGAGCUGCUGUCAGAGGCGGAUGCCAGGACGCUGGCCCGGCAUGUCACCAAGGUUGACUGCCUGGUUGCUAGGAUACUGGGCGUUACCAAGGAGAUGCAGACCCUAAUGGGAGUCCGCUGGGGCAUGGAGCUGCUCACCCUCCCCCAUGGCCGGCAGCUGAGACUAGACCUGCUGGAAAGGUUCCAUACCAUGUCCAUCAUGCUGGCGGUGGAUAUCCUGGGCUGCACAGGCUCCGCCGAGGAGCGGGCAGCGUUACUGCAUAAGACUAUCCAGCUGGCGGCUGAGCUGCGGGGGACGAUGGGCAACAUGUUCAGCUUCGCCGCGGUCAUGGGCGCCCUGGAGAUGGCCCAGAUCUCGAGGCUGGAACAGACAUGGGUGACCCUGCGGCAGCGACACACGGAGGGCGCCAUUCUGUAUGAGAAGAAACUCAAGCCUUUCCUCAAAAGCCUCAAUGAGGGCAAAGAAAGCCCCCCACUGAGCAACACCACCUUUCCGCACGUGCUGCCAUUCAUUACUCUAUUGGAGUGUGACUCCGCCCCCGCCGAGGGUCCUGAGCCUUGGGGCAGCACAGAGCAUGGUGUGGAGAUUGUGCUAGCCCACUUGGAGGCCGCCCGCACUGUGGCACACCACGGAGGCCUUUACCACACCAACGCCGAGGUCAAGCUGCAGGGGUUCCAGGCCCGGCCAGAGCUCCUGGAAGUGUUCAGUACAGAGUUCCAGAUGCGUCUCCUCUGGGGCAGCCAGGGUGCCAACAGCAGCCAGGCCCGGCGCUAUGAGAAGUUUGACAAGGUCCUCACCGCCCUGUCUCACAAGCUGGAACCUGCCAUCCGCUCCAGCGAGCUGUGACCCCGGGAGACCUUGCCUCUCUGCAGCUGCCGGCAGCAUUGGGGGCAGAGGGGCUCAGGACUUUCCCCAGAGCACCACAGGGACACUGUGAUCAGCCCAAGAAUGUUCUGGGUUCAACUCCAGGAUCCCCCUUGCACUUCCAGGGUCCUGAAUGGACUCCGAACUCCAGCCUCCCAUCACACGCACCGAGUCUCCCUUCCAGAAGGACAGGAACCUCUGCUCCUCCCACUGGCUUCCGCUGCCCCCCAUUUCCACAGAGGUUCCCUGUUUUUGAGCCAUGGGAGGCUCCCCACACCUCUUCCUUCCUCUAGGUCUCUGUCUUGCUGUAAAUAAGUCUGACCUGUAAAUACAUGUACAGAAGCCAUGUUCUCUCUUUCAUAUAAUAAACUUUAAUGGCUCUUU
This is a messenger RNA of Peromyscus maniculatus bairdii (prairie deer mouse), 4391 nucleotides long. The record is from RefSeq and is a predicted model, not a curated record. Lineage: Eukaryota; Metazoa; Chordata; Mammalia; Rodentia; Cricetidae.